GUUUUAUCACUCGGCAGUCGACACUCGACGAUGGGUUUUCCCAUUACGUUUCAUAGUUCUAUAGAUGUUCAACGUUUAUAAACAUUGUACAUAUAAAAGUGACUCGUCAUUUGUAUUGGCUGUAUGGGAAACAUACCGUCGUAUAAAUUUAUUAGUUUAAUCCUAAAAUAAAUGAUAAACAAAAUGCAUAUAUCUGUGUCGUUAUGUGUUUUCGUACUUUGUGUGUGCAGUGCUUAUACUUUAGUUCUUAUACCAGAACCUAGUAACAAUAUUAGAUUAUCUGAAAGAAUCGGCAACUUUUCAGUGGAAUUAAUUGACCGGACCUUAACCCAAACACCUAAUUCUAAUGUUGUUAUAUCUCCACUAACCAUAUGGACUGUACUUGCUGUAAUUGCUGAAGGAUCUGCUAGCAAUACGUUAAAGGAAGUGUGCAAUACUUUAAGAAUAGCUCCCGAAAACUUAAGAAGCGUAAGAGAAAGCUUUAAAAGAAUAGAAAAGUACCUAGUAGUGAAGACAACCACAGUUGAGUUAAACAAGUUAAAUAUUUUGUUUGUCGAUAAAGGUGUUAGUCCUACACAGAAAUUCGCAUUAAUUGCAAAAGACUAUAAUGUGUCAUUUGCAACACUUAAUUUUUCUGAGCCAUAUAAAACAGCUAACUUUGUUAAUAGUAAAGUGUACAACUUUACCCAGGGCAAAAUAUCAGACUUGAUUUCAGGUGAUGAUUUAACAAAUAGUCACAUGAUCCUAACAAGUGGCUUAUAUUUUAAAGGGCAAUGGACAUUUAAAUUCAAUAAAUCAGCCACAACAAAAGCUCCAUUCUAUGACAACCAAGGAAAUGUGAUAGGACAAGUUAAUAUGAUGUACAAUCGUCAAAUACUGCCAUUUGCAAACUUUAAGGAUCUUAAAGCAAGAAUAAUUGAAUUACCCUAUGGUAAAGAAAACCGUCUUUCAAUGCUGGUGAUGUUGCCAUACCAAAAUGUUACCGUUAAUGAAAUGUUUCUGAAUUUAAACCAAAUUUCAUUAGAUCAUAUCCUUGCUAACUUAGCUAUGUCUAUUAAUGAAUUUCCUGAAGACGAAAUAGAUAUUUAUUUGCCCCGCUUUAAAGUGAAAACCAACUUAGAUUUGACUGAUACACUUAAAAGUAUGGGUAUAAAAGAUUUGUUUGAUAGCUCACGAUCAAACUUGAAGAAAAUGGUGAAAAUACCGUCAUAUGUGUCAAAAAUUGCCCAUAAAGCAGUGAUUGAGGUAACGGAGGAAGGAACUAGUGCAGCAGCAGCUGCUGCAGCAGCAUUCAGCUAUCGCAUUGGUGUCACAAAGUUUGAAGCAAAUAGACCAUUUGGAUACAUGAUAGUGGAAAAAACUACAAACACUAUACCUUUUGCAGGUUCAUACAAUAUGCCUGAAUUGUAUGAGUCAUAAUAAUGUCGAGUUCUAAAGACCUUGAUGACAUUUUGCCUUGCACUCAUAUGUGACAUUUUUCCUCAAAGCACUGUUUAUUAUUCAUCUAUAUUUACUAUAAAACUACUUUGUUUUCUUUAUAAACAUAAUUUCUCAUUAAUUUUCUGUCUAUAAUAAAUAAAAAGUGCUAUUUAUUAACUAAAAAUUAUUUUUAAAUUAAUUAUUUGGACAGGUAAUAUGCUUUAAUUAAGUAUUUAAAUUACUUCAAAUGUUUUAAGAUCUGUAUAGUUUCUUUUUAAUGUGUGUGGAUAAAAUUGUAUAUUGUACAUAUUGUAUGUGUAUGUUUGUAGAAUUGUAUGCUAGUGAAUUUUUACAAUCAUUAUGUAUAUUUAAUAGGCCUUUUAGUUUAUUGUUAAUAAAACGUUUGAUGUAUUGUUAUAAUUGUAAAAUGAUUUAUAAUUUAUUUAGAUAUAAUUUGAUAGUCACUAUCUUGUCCAGGCCAUGUAUGACUAGUAAGUCAACAUUUUGUACAAAGAAAUUGAAAUAUAAAUGAAUUAUCUUA
Molecule: messenger RNA, 1960 nt
Organism: Pieris napi
Lineage: Eukaryota; Metazoa; Arthropoda; Insecta; Lepidoptera; Pieridae
Gene: serpin-4
Product: serine protease inhibitor 77Ba-like
Exons: 1
Coding region: 172-1419 (415 amino acids)
Molecular function (GO): serine-type endopeptidase inhibitor activity
Source: RefSeq, a predicted model, not a curated record